GAACGAUGGCCCACGUAAACAACAAGGCGAAGAAGGGCCUCUUUCGGGGUCUAUCUUUCAAGAAGCCAUCGACCAAGUCGAUGAAAAUGGACAGCCCCAACCCUCCCGAAGAUACACCUGUACUAAUAGCCGAACAACAAACGAUGGCCCACGUGAAGAAGCCGAGCCUCUUCGGCGGUCUAUCUUUCAAGAAGUCAUCGAUCAACUCUACGAAGGCAAUGGACAGCCCCCACCCUCCCGAAGCCCCCGACGACAAAAUUCUUCACAUCGUCGAACCCGCUCAGAGUAGCUCAUCGGGCGAGGUGUCAUCUGCCAGCACAAUUCAUGCCCAGGGUUCGAUACCGGCCGGAGAAGUGGAAGCCUCCAAGCCUUCCACCGGUAACCUCUCGGCGGGUGGUGACGAGGAGGUCCACGACGCAGGAGGCGCUAGUUCGGUCACGCCGCCUCUGGACGUGAAGGUCCCUGAGGUCGGAGAGCGAUACUUCGUUGUCUCCGGCAUGAAUUCCUUGCCUGGCGAAGUGGCGGUCAACAGCACGUCGGCACCCACAAGACCUGCGCAUGCCUCGAAGCCACCCACGGGCGGGCGGUCUGUCAGCGUGAAUUGCGGCGAAGGCUGA
Messenger RNA from Ectocarpus siliculosus, 617 nucleotides. NCBI's taxonomy places the organism in Eukaryota, Phaeophyceae, Ectocarpales, Ectocarpaceae. The record is from the annotation of a GenBank genome assembly.